CUCUUGCUCACGCCAACACCAUCACCAACCAAACCAUGGCAGACGCCGACUCCCUCACCGAAAUCGAGCCCUCACCGGUAGAAGAAACGCCCAUCGAAUUCAAAGAAGGCUACUUCCCGCCCACCGCGCAUAGCAGCCGUCUCGGCCUCUCAGGCUCCCACACCACGCUCUGGUAUCUCUCGCGAAUCCAAAAGUACUCCACCUACGCCUUCUCCGCCUUCGGCCUCGCGCACAUCACCAACACCUCCAUCAUCCCCCUCAUCACGCAAAGCGUGCCCGCCAGCGAACCCUACCUUCUCCUCACCCGCCCUUACUACCAGGGCAUUCCCUUCGAGCCUAUUCUCGUUAUCGUCCCGCUAUGGGCGCACGUCCUCUCUAGCGUAGCAAUGCGCGUGUACAGAAGGAACCUCAACGCAAAGAGAUACGGAGACAGUGAGACGAAGGGGGCUAAGAACUUCUUUUCCGCUCGCUAUUGGCCCGCAGUAUCGGGGAUCAGCAAAUUGGGUUUCCAGUUCACAAUUCUGCUUGCCGGACACAUCUACCUCCAACGCGCGGUUCCGAACGACUUCCCCGGCGGCAGUUCGAAUAUCAACCUCAGCUAUGUGUCGCAUGCCUUCGCAAGACAUCCUGCCAUCUCUUUUGCGGGCUUCACGGCCCUGCUGACUGUAGGCUGCUUUCAUAUGACCUGGGGUUGGGCGAAGUGGCUUGGUUUCACUCCGGAUCAGGUCACGACUGUUGGUCAAGAGAGGGCACUUGUCAGGAAACGGAGGUGGUAUACUGUCAAUGGGCUUGCUGCUGGGCUGACGGCGUUGUGGAUGGCGGGCAGCUUCGGCGUGGUCGCAAGGGCUGGCGCGGCGAAUGGAUGGUUGGCGAAGCUGUACGAUGAGAUGUUCGCGUCGAUCCCGCUUUCCCGUUUGUGGGUGUGAACGGAUCGAGUUUGCUCUUCGUUGCUUGCAUGGCGUCGUGUAUAGAGAGAUACCCUGCUCAUAUAUGUACAGAUUCAUGACUGUCAGAUCAUUGCCCACUGAGCCAAAUUCUUCCUCGAAAUCAUCCGCUAGAUUCCUGUCUCGUUCUGAGAUUGGCUGAUAGCGAUGAAGGCUUGCUCGUUGCGCGGAUGUCGCGUGCCGCUCUCGUCUAUCCUGCCGAGUGGCUUGGAGCUGUUCCCUCGAAGAACGCUUCGCAGCUCCGCCGUCUUUCAGGCAGCUCGAGGCUUAUUGACUCGGUCACCGCAAAGACCUCGUGCUUGGCCUGAUGAGUGGAAUUGGCCAUCCUCACCCAGCGGCAGCCUGCUCCCUCUUAUGCCUCUCCUUCAACAUCUUCUCCGUCUUCAUAAACUCCCGAAUCCCCACCGGAAUGCCCGCGAACAAAUCCGCCCCUCCCUCCCCAAAAGA
Messenger RNA from Neohortaea acidophila, 1391 nucleotides. RefSeq lists its product as uncharacterized. The record is from RefSeq and is a predicted model, not a curated record. NCBI's taxonomy places the organism in Eukaryota, Fungi, Ascomycota, Dothideomycetes, Mycosphaerellales, Teratosphaeriaceae. The transcript has a single exon. Gene Ontology annotation, cellular component: mitochondrial outer membrane. Bases 36 to 926 code for a protein of 296 amino acids. Gene Ontology annotation, biological process: lipid homeostasis; mitochondrion organization.